GCUCAACUUAUUCAUCCACAUACACCACUCCCACAACCGUCUAUAUCUCUCGCGCUGUCAAUCCUUGUCAUUGCGGAUACCGAAUCACUGCGCUGAUAUCACCUCCCGGACCCAUCACUUUCCACGAUUACGCGGCAUCCUUAUCUCAUCAAUCAUGGGUAACGACGGCGGCUCCAUCCCCAAGCGUCGCGAGCUCGUCAAGAAUGCGGCGCGCGCUCCUACAACAUCCGAGCUAAAAGCGACGGCCCUUGAAUCGCUCUCUCACGCCUGGGCUCACUGUGCUCUCAGCGGCGAAUUCCUCGACGUCGAUACUCUUGUCUCCGACUGGCGCGGCCGUCUGUACAAUUACGAAGCGAUUAUCAAAGGUCUUAUGCCCUCUGAUGAACCAGUUGACGUCACUCCUGCGAGCCUGGGUAUCAAGUCACUACGAGACGUGACCAAGCUGAAGGUAUCCAAGAAUGGCGACAAGUGGGUGUGCCCCAUCUCCAUGAAGGAGCUUGGCCCUGCUGUGAAGUCUGUCUACUUGGUACCCUGCGGCCAUGUCUUUGCCGAUGUAGCUAUGAAGGAGAUCCAAGAAAAGGCAUGUCCAGAGUGCGGUACUGAAUUCGAGCAAGACAACAUCGUUCCACUUCUUGCAAACUCCGAGGCGGAUAUCGAGCGAUUGGAGAAGAGAAUCGAGAAUCUCAAGAGCCAAGGGCUUACACAUAGCCUCAAGAAAGACAAGUCGGAAAAGAAGAAGAAGCGCAAGGGCGAGGAUGUGGAGAAAGAGGACAAGGCUGCGAAGGAUAAGAAGUCUGAAGAUGCCAGGAUAAGUGGUAUCAACAAUGAAUUUGCGGCAUCGUUAACGGCAAGAGUAUUGGCUGAGCAGGAUGAGAGGAAUAAGAGAAGAAAGUUGGUGGCAGAGUCUGCGAGACGGGAGACUGCUAGAGGUUGAGAAUAGGAUUACAGCACAUAAUGAUACCCAAAAUCAAUGAAUAUUUGCAACAAACGAAA
Fusarium oxysporum Fo47 is the source of this 993-nucleotide messenger RNA. Its product is annotated as Rtf2 RING-finger-domain-containing protein. Gene Ontology annotation, cellular component: nucleus. The coding region runs from base 155 to 934 and encodes 259 amino acids. NCBI's taxonomy places the organism in Eukaryota, Fungi, Ascomycota, Sordariomycetes, Hypocreales, Nectriaceae. The transcript has a single exon. Gene Ontology annotation, biological process: mitotic DNA replication termination; site-specific DNA replication termination at RTS1 barrier. The record is from RefSeq and is a predicted model, not a curated record.